AUAAAAACACUUUCCAUUUCACAACGGCUACUAUCUGACAUUUCUCAUCUUUAACAACACAAAAAAGCCCAUCAAUUGAAUUUCUUCAACCUCCAACUUAAACCCAAAUUCUCUUUUUCUGUUGAAUGGAAUACAACCCAAAAUCUUACUGUCAGGUGAUUUAGUAGAUCUAGCUGUGGCUUGAGGAAAUGGAAACAGUACAUGAAGCACUAGAUGAGGCCAAACUUGAAAUUGAAAAGCUCAGGGCAAACUACCAAAGUAAAGCUGAGUUAUGCGAUAACUUGAAACGAGCCCAAAACGAGCUAGUAACCAAGAAUCGGGAGGCAAAUUUGAAAGUAGAGAAGCUCACUCAUGAAUUGACUGGGAAAGAAGAUGAACUUGCUGUCACGAAACAACUGUACGAAGCAAUUGAGGCGAAACUAAAAGAUAAGGAGACUGCUGUCAAGCAUCUAAGCUCUACAAAUGAUAAGCUUCGUGCUGACUAUGCUGAGAUGCUUCGAAAAUGUGAAGAAGAGAAUAAAGGGUUGGCAUUGGCUUUAGAUGGUGCCAAUGCAACCAAUAUGGAUUUGGAGCAUCAGGUUCGUUCUCUCAAACAAGAAAUUGAAGGGCUAAGGAAAGAUGCAUCGGCUUCACAGAAGAGAAAGUCCUCGGAAGAUGAGAAGAGAGCCAAAGACACCAAAGAGCUGAGAGACAAUAACGAUAUGCUACUGGAUAUAGAGGAGGAAAACAGGAAGCUCGCGGAUCAACUAAAAUGGAGGAAGGAACAGUUCAUGAAUCUGGAGGAGGCUCAUGGCAAGCUCAGGCAACAACUUCAAAAAUGUGAAGAAGAGAAUAAAGGGCUGGCAUUGGCUUUAGAUGGUGCUAACUCAAAUAAUAUGGAUCGGGAGCAACAGAUUCGUUCUCUCAAACAAGAAGUUGAAGGGCUAAGGGAAUUUGUAUCGGCUUCACAGAAAAAGUCCUCGGACGCUGAGAAGAGAGCCAAAGCAUCCAAAGAGCCGAGACACAAUGAUGAUAUGCUACUUGAUAUGGAGGAGGAGAACAGGAAGCUCGCCGAUCAGCUAAAAUGGAAGAAGGAACAGUUCAGUCAUCUAGAGGAGGCUCAUGGCAAGCUCAGGCAACAGCUUCGAAAAUAUGAAGAAGAUAAUAGAGGGCUGGCAUUGGCUUUAGAUGGUGCAAAUGCAACUAAUUUGGAUCAAGAGCAACAAAUUCGUUCUCUCAAACAAGAGAUUGAGGGGCUACGGGAAUUUUUAUCAUCUUCACAGAAGAAGUCGUCUGAAGCUGAGAAGAGAGCGAACGCAUCCAAAGAGCUGAGACACAAUGAUAAUGUGCUACUUGAGAUGGAGGAGGAAAACAAGAAGCUCACCGAUCAACUUAAAUGGAAGAAAGAACAGUUCAGUCAUUUGGAGGAGGCUCAUGGAAAACUCAGGCAACAACAUCAAGAGGAGGAGAAAGAAUGGGUAAAGGAGAGAUGCACAUUGCUGGAUGAGAUUUCUAAGCUGCAGUUGAAUUUAGAUUCUCAGCUUAGAAUAUCAAAAGAUCUUGAAAGCCGAUUGUGGAUUUGCAAUCAGGCUUUAGCUCAUGAAGAAAGCAGGAGAAAGCUACUGGAAGUUCAACUUGCCGAGUCUAAAACAUCCUUUGAUAGUGUCUGUGCAGAGUAUGAGGAAUCAAAGUCUACAAUUGAGAGCUUGACAAGUCAGAGGGACAAAGAAAUUGCGAAUCUAAGAGACAUAUUGGGCACAAGGGAUGCACUUCACAAGGAAAUGGAGUACCAAUUCAGGAGGCUAGAGCAAGAAAAUCAUGAACUGAUGACAUCCCUUAAAGAAUUCCAGGAAGCAAAAAUUCAAGAAGCUGGAGCUUCUUCUUCUUCCUUGUCAAAACUCCGAAACAAGCUCAAAGGCGUGGAGCAGGUGCACAAGGACUGUUUUAGAAAUCUCAAAGCCAAAGAAGCUGAAUGGGCUUCUAAAUUGGAGCAACUUACGUGGGAGCUUGAUUGCUGCAAGUCUUCAUUACAGAGCAAAGACACUUUAAUAACUGAACUUCAAGAGGAGUUAGAGACAUGUGAAUCACUGACACUGCAGUUAACACUACAGAAUGAGGAGACUUCAAUGAUGCUGUUAGUGUUAAAAUCUCAGUUUUUGGAGCUCCAUCAAAGAGUUGCUGAUGAUUAUGCUUCUAUAGAACUGGAAAAGAGAGAAGGAGUUGAGAAUAUUUCUACUCUAAUCAAGCAGCUGAAUACGAAGAAUGAAGCUCUUGUUAGAGUUCAGAAAGAUCUUGAAAAGGAGCGUGAAAAGGUAGCACUGCUAUCAGAAAAGGUCGAGUCGUUGAACUCUGAAGAACAACAACAGCAGCUUCCUUUACAAAGAGAGGUUGAUACACUGAAGAAAAUGCUAAAAGAAGCAUCGGCUUCUCAACAUCAUUUAAAGGAGCAGGUAUUGCAUACAAAGAGUGACUUGAAACAAGUUCGCGAUGCCUUGGAUAGAGCAAAUGAAGAACUAGCUGAAAGUUUCAGUGAAGGAAAUGAACUGGAAUUUGAAUUGCAGGUGUGGAAAUCUGUUGCUGAAAAGUUGAAAGCCAGCCUGGAAGAAAACCAACAAAUGAGGAGACAAGUAGAAGCCUCCCUUCUUGCCCAAGCCGAUGUUGAAUUUGACCUCAAACUAGAGACAGAAAGCCUUGAACUCAAGCUAGCAGAAAAAGAUAGAAGAGUGAAUGAACUCCAGCAGCAGCUCUUCGACUUGAAUGAGGAACUCCAGAGAAGGGAACAGAAAGCACUGCUCAAUGAUGAUGACAAGAAGAUCUCUCAGGAUCUUCAGAAGGAGGUGGAGUAUUUGGAGCAAGAAUGGGUGAGAAAAGAGCUUGAAGGUGCCAUUUUAGCACAAGUGGAAGCAGAAACAAAGCAUAAGAACGAGAAAGAGAACCUUCAUCAGCUUGUUGACCUUGAACUCAAGCUGGCAGAAAAAGAUAGAAGAGUGAAUGAACUCCAGAAGCAGCUCUUCGACUUGAACGAGGAAUUUCAGAGAAGGGAACAGAAAGCACUGCUCAAUGUUGAUAAGAAGAUCUCUCAGGAUCUUCAGAAGGAGGUGGAGUAUUUGGAGCAAGAAUGGGUGAGAAAAGAGCUUGAAGGUGCCAUUUUAGCACAAGUGGAAGCUGAAACAAAGUAUAAGAACGAGAAAGAGAGCCUCUACCAGCUUGUUGAAGAGAAAGACCACAGAAUAUAUGAUCUCCAGCAGCUUGUCAACUCACUGGAAAAUGAAUUUGAAAGUUUAACUAGUUCAUUCUCAGUCAGACUCUCAGAGAUGCAAGCAGAGGUUGAUAUGUUUCAUAAAACUUGGGAGAAGAUGAGAACAGCUGAGAUUCUGAAGGAGAUUGAAAUACAGAUGAGGAACUUGGUGAUUGCUGAGUUGGAAAAUGAUUUGUCCGUUUCUGUUGGAGAAAGGACAGAGCGUGAAGCUGAGCUAGAAGUGAAAAGAUCAGAGAUAGACGUGUUGCAGCUUAGACUUGAAAAACAAAUAAGAAGUUCGGAUAUUGUGAUCAAGAAACUUCAUGGAGAAAAAGCGAAGCUUCUUGACGAUGUCAAUGAAUUGUCAUCAGACAAGGACAAGUUGCUUGAUACUUUCAUGCGACUAUCAGAAAGAAUUGACCUGAUAUCUAAGGAAGAUAUGCAGUUAAGUGAGAGUUUGGAAAGGAUGGUACAAAACUGUGACAACAGCAGUAUGUUGGAAACAGACUUGAAAUGGGAUGAUGAAUUUGAUCCUGUUAAAGAGAAUAAAAAUAGACGACAGCCUUCCACUCCAACCAAGAGAUUAGAAGCUAUUAUUGAUGAUAGAUCGCCGUUGAGAUCUCUCAACAAUUAGCUUGUGUAAUUCAGAAUAGGGAAGAGAAGUUAUUUUUUGUAUAGCUUCUUGAAAAAUGUAGUCUUUAGUCAUCUUUGUUAUUUACUUAUUUAAGAAACCAAGGAAAACUGUCAUUUACAUCUGCAUUUUGACUUCUAAUCUUCCAUUUUCUUUA
Messenger RNA from Nicotiana attenuata, 4005 nucleotides. RefSeq lists its product as uncharacterized. The record is from RefSeq and is a predicted model, not a curated record. The transcript is spliced from 2 exons. Bases 189 to 3851 code for a protein of 1220 amino acids. NCBI's taxonomy places the organism in Eukaryota, Viridiplantae, Streptophyta, Magnoliopsida, Solanales, Solanaceae.